Molecule: messenger RNA, 1386 nt
Organism: Colletotrichum godetiae
Lineage: Eukaryota; Fungi; Ascomycota; Sordariomycetes; Glomerellales; Glomerellaceae
Exons: 3
Coding region: 112-918 (268 amino acids)
Source: RefSeq, a predicted model, not a curated record
CUGCGAACCGUGGUGUCCGUACCUACCCAAGGUUCCUUGAGGUACCCCAGGUACCUAAGCGGAUUCAACGACGAUUGCCAUGACUGGGUGCAUCUGCCAUUCGUGCCUUCCAUGUUCCUGUACAGGUCCUUGCAUGACAUGCAUCUCUGCAGUCUGCAGUCUGCAGUCUGCACGUGUAAAGCCCUUUCCUUAACGGUCGAAAGAUAUCGCGACUGCUUUACGGACGUACUUGCCUUCCUGACCGUGCCUACCUUACCUACACAGGUACUUACCUACUUCAUUUCAAGAUGGAUGAGAUCCUUUUUUCAUCCCAAGUUAUGGAAGGUAUCAACCUGGGAGAUAUGCCACUGUCAUCCGGUGUCGUGCCUGCCGCUUCCACCCUUCCAUCCCAUCCCGUCCUAUCACCUUGUUCCCUCCCAACCUCCAUCGACAUUAAUAAACGACUACGACUACGACGAGACGAGACGACGACGACGACACCGACUUUUCGUCUUUUUCGGCCCCCGAUGCCAGCUCACGGCGAUCCUCGAUGACGGCCGUCCACUUUGCUUGCCAGAUGCAGCUUUGCGGCCGCCAGCGGCAAAGCACAGCCACAACUCAAGACUCGCGGCGUCCUCCUCAUCCAACCAUUGUCUGUAUUUUCCAAGGUGGAAAGACACCUUCAGCUCGUUUCCAACCACACGGUUCAGCCGUUGUGGCAACAUGCAAAUUCCGAGAAUACGAGGCCUUACUCCUUACCCAGUCAUAGUCGCCCCAUGCAAACACGUAAAGCGCAUCUCCACCACUGCUGCAGCACUCGACCUCCGGAUUUGCAUUCACAGCAGCUUUAGCCUGUCUCUGAAAGUUUCUUCCCCCGAGAUGGGGCGCCGAGCCACGGAGCCGACGCGGCCAGAUCGCCGCUGCCGCCCCCGUUCCUGAGCCUUUUCUAUUCCUGUUCUUAGCCCAGGACCAGGUCGCCAACUUCAGAUCCGCCCCCAAUGCUUCCGCUCCACGACCAAACUGGGCCAUUCAGGAGCCAGAUCGCAAUCCCGACUGACCUCUUUCAACUGGCACACUGGUACGGGCAUGUUUUGCUCCUGUCUUGUCUCGUCGGCCCCUUUUCCCAAGAUUGCCUUGAUAGGCCUUGGCCGUUGCGUUUACGAGAAAUCGAGAGGCCUUCUCUCUCUCGCCUCCUGGCGAAUCCGGUCGUCACCCCUCCUUCCGGUCUCGCCUCCCGGCCACCUCGGGUUGAACAUUACAGAGGCGGCGAUAACAGCUUGCAGCAAUGCGCCGAGGAGAUGCUGCGCGUCAUCCGCUGGCACACGCACAUGCUACUGUACCUUGCGAUUUGGUUUCCCGCUACACGUACGUACAUACACAGUUUCGGUAUGCCAAAAUUAUCGCCCU